Syngnathus typhle (broad-nosed pipefish) is the source of this 1893-nucleotide messenger RNA. RefSeq names its product RCC1 and BTB domain-containing protein 1-like. The coding region runs from base 1 to 1632 and encodes 543 amino acids. The record is from RefSeq and is a predicted model, not a curated record. Lineage: Eukaryota; Metazoa; Chordata; Actinopteri; Syngnathiformes; Syngnathidae. The transcript is spliced from 11 exons. Gene Ontology annotation, molecular function: protein binding.
AUGUUGAACUUUAGCAAAUGGCCUCUGCUCCUGUUGUUGAGCACAGAGGAACUUGCCACCAUCCAACAGGUCUAUGUCUUUGGAGCAUCUGCUAAUGAAGCUAUCUACAUCACAAACGACAACAAGGUAUUUGUGUUAGGCCAUAACUGCAGUGGCUGCCUUGGACCAGGAGACGGUUUAAACACCAUUGUGCCGAAGCAACUCAGGUGCCUGGAGGGGAAAAAGGUGGUUAGCUUGAGUUAUGGCAGUAGCCAACACAUCCUACUGGCAACAGAGGAUGGGAAGGUAUUUGCUUGUGGGGACAAUGUUUUCACCCAACUGCGGGGCGGGACGCCCAAAUGCGAGCUGUCCCUGGCGCUGGUCACUGCCAACAUUCUGAACAUGAAAGUCAAAGAAGUGGCAUGUGGUUCUCAUCACUCCAUGGUCCUCACGGAGGAUGGAGAGGUCUUUGCAUGGGGUCUUAAUAACCGCGGCCAGGUGGGUUCACAUACCGUGAAAUUCGUGCCAUUCCCUGUAAAGUUGGGCGGCACGUUGCGGGGUGAAACGGUGAUCGGCAUCACGUGCGGACAAUCCUCUUCCAUGGCUCUGCUAGAUAACGGAGAGAUUCACGGAUGGGGCAACAAUGACAAUGGGCAGCUGGGUGUUGGUAAGAACAAAAAAAAGGUGAUGUUGCCUUGCCGCCUGUCUGCUCUGCAGGAGUCUUGUAUAAAGCAGGUCGUGUCAGGCUAUGGCCACUCCCUUGCUGUAACAGAUAAAGGACUGCUUUAUUCAUGGGGCGCAAACACUUUUGGACAGCUGGGAAUUGGUGACAAGAACAAUUGUUUUAGCCCAGUGCAAGUUAUGGCUGAUGAAGAGAGGUUUGUCGAGGUGGCCGCGUGCAAUUCGACCAACACGUCGGCGGCAGAGACCCAGAGCGGCCAUGUGUAUAUGUGGGGUCAGUGUCGGGGUCAAGCCGUCGUCACGCCGCGCCUCACCCACUUCACCAACACGGAUGACGUGUUUGCCUGUGUCGCGUCCCCCCCGGUCAUGUGGAGGUUGAUGUCAGUGGAGCACGACGACUCCCUGCCAGUCGCAGAGGCGCUGAAGAACGAAUUUGACAGUCCAGAAACGGCAGACUUCAAGUUUAUCGUCGAAGGCAAAUGCAUCCACGUUCACAAAGCUGUGCUUAAGAUCAGGUGUGUACUCCUCACUGUGCAAAUGUUUUCAAGGUGUGAGCAUUUCCGCUCAAUGUUCCGGUCCCCGUGGGUGGAAAGUCAUCAGGAAGUGAUUGAGAUCAGCCAAUUCUCGUAUACCAUCUACCACUCCUUCCUGCAGUUCCUCUACACAGACACUGUUGACCUUCCACCUGAGGACGCUAUCGGCCUGCUGGACCUGGCCACCUCCUACUGUGAGAGUCGCCUGAAGCAUCUGAGUCAGCAGAUCGUCAAGGGAGGAAUCACCAUCCAAAACGCCUUUGCCCUCUUUUUAUCUGCCAAACAAUUUGAUGCCGAGGACCUGGAGGAAUUUUGCUUCCGAUUUUGUAUCAGGCAUCUCACUCAGGUGACUCAGACGCCAACCUUCAGUCAAGUUGACGGAAACGUGCUCAAAGGGUUCAUCAUCAGAGCAAGCUAUGCUGGUGCCUUCAGGUACUAGUUCUCUCUGUUUAGUAUGCUUUAGAAAAUGUUGGAUGAGCCAGAGGCACAGCACCUGAGACGUCUUCAGGACUUUUGUACUAACUGCAGUCUGGAAACGGAACUUCUGUUUUGGUUCGGUGGUUAGGCUAUGUGGUAGAUUGGAUCGAGCACUCGAGUGCUCGACUGUGUUGGUCUGUCUGGAUUGGAGAUGCAGGGAUCGUGUGGCGAGGGCUGUGUUUAGUCGUGACAGAGCACCCAGUAAAGAUCGGCUCGUACUGCA